This is a messenger RNA of Platichthys flesus (European flounder), 1764 nucleotides long. It is a transcript of the gene ctdspl3, whose product is annotated as CTD (carboxy-terminal domain, RNA polymerase II, polypeptide A) small phosphatase like 3. The transcript has 11 exons. Bases 160 to 1290 code for a protein of 376 amino acids. NCBI's taxonomy places the organism in Eukaryota, Metazoa, Chordata, Actinopteri, Pleuronectiformes, Pleuronectidae. The record is from RefSeq and is a predicted model, not a curated record. Gene Ontology annotation, molecular function: phosphoprotein phosphatase activity.
GGGUUGAUCGGGGCGGGCGGAGUCAACUCUUGAAAGCAGUGAAGCCUGGUGGAGUGGAAUCAAACAAAACAUAAAGAGACCGAGACAGAAGCGGUAUCACCGACACAGUGGAGGAGGUUUGCUUUUUUAAUGGUUUCCAGUCUCGUAUGAAGAAAGAAGAUGAGACUCAGGUCUCACAAGACGACCUCUCCGGACACUCCGAGGACCAACCGCCGCCCGGCUGUCAAAGCGACGCCGAGACGAGUCCGCGCGCCGGUGCCCGAGAGCCCGCUGCCGACCAAGGUUGAAGAACCUUUGGAUACGGAAUCCCACCACUCAGACGAUGAAGUUCCAACAAUGAUGAGGCGGCGGCUGCCUCGCGGCCGAGCCAGGAAGAGGGCCAUCGCUGUGGAGGACAGAGAAACCGAUUUGGCCUUCAAGACUCCGGUCAGACCCGUCCUGCACCCCGAGCGCAUACUGUCCGAGAUCGACCCGGGGUCUCCGAGCAACUCCACAGCCAGAAACAUCUACUCGCCCAUUGUGCGUUUCCUCACACCCAGCAAAGAGAAUUCGAAUCGUAAUGGAAAGAGCAUUUUGUUGAGUCCAGAACAAGGUGUAUUCGGUUUCGGGUCCGAUGACCUUCUGGCCGGAGAUGAGGACGGGGACGUCAUCUUCAACCCUUUUACCUUCAUCAAGAACAUACCGUCACAGUCUGAGUAUUCCCCACCGCGACUCAGAGACAUUCCCCCCAAGACCAGGAGCACUCCAGAGGCCACGCUGGUGCUCGACCUGGAGGAGACGCUGAUGUUCAGCUCUCUGAACGUGAUCGAGGGAGCAGAGUUCGCCUUCAACACGGCGUUCCAGGACAAUCAAUACAAGGUGCACAUGAUCCUUCGACCACAUCUGAAAGAGUUCCUUCAGUCCAUGUCAAAAGUCUAUGAGCUGUUUGUUUACACAUGUGCAAAGAAGGAAUACGCUGAGAAGAUUCUGGACGUCCUGGACCCGCAGAGGAAACUGUUUCGACAUCGCCUGUUUCAGGACGACUGCGCCUGCAUCCUCGGCCACUACAUCAAAGACCUCAGCGUCCUGGGGAGGGACCUGGCUAAGACCGUGGUCCUGGACAACGCACCACACACUUACCCGUACCACCUGAUGAACACGAUUCCCAUUAAGAGCUGGUCAGGAGAGUCAGCGGACAGGGAGCUCCACAAACUCAUCUCCUACAUGGAGAAACUGUCUGCAGCGGAGGACUGUCGGGAGGUGCUGAAGAAGAGGAAGGAUCAUUUCCACAGGCUGCUGUCGGAGGACUGACCCAACCGCCGCUUCCCCCCCCCCAUGCCCCUCACUUUCAACUAAUUUACAUGACUCCCACAGCUUGUGGUUGCAUUUGUGUUGUGCUUUGGUUAAAAAAAAUGAUUCCAUUUUGAACUGGCCGACUUGAGGCCCGUUGUGUUGUGCUGUGUUGUGGUGGACACACUCGCCCUCCUCUGUCCUCCCUGAUUACUUAAAAGGACGAGACAUCGGUAUGUCAAACAUGCUGCUGGUCGUUCAUCACAUCGAACUCUUUUGUCCAAGACUCAUUCCACACGGCAGUAAACUGCCACCCACUGUUUGUGUUUAUUCACGGAAAAAACUUGAAAUAUGUUGUUUAUAGAAAUUAUCUUUUAUUUAUUGAUUAAAUUACUAAUCAACAGCUGUUAUCUGUAUAUUUCAGAUAUACUUUUUUUUUUAAUGCAAUAAAAUUGCCCUAAUAUUAACGGGAGAAUAAAACCCUGAAAUCGUCAA